Molecule: messenger RNA, 2413 nt
Organism: Cucurbita maxima (winter squash)
Lineage: Eukaryota; Viridiplantae; Streptophyta; Magnoliopsida; Cucurbitales; Cucurbitaceae
Product: polyadenylate-binding protein 7-like
Cellular component (GO): ribonucleoprotein complex
Molecular function (GO): RNA binding
Source: RefSeq, a predicted model, not a curated record
CUCUCUAAAAUCGUACUCUUCUCUCUCUAAACUCGUUGUAUAAACGAUCCUUUUUGUUCUCUUUCACUCUCUGCAUUUAUUCCAUCGUUAACCAGAGAUUCCUGUAACUGUCACCGGCAUUAUUCCAAAGAAGGAAGUGAUUACCAGACUUCAGGAGUUCGCGAUUUCCUUUUGUAAUGGCGGCGGUUUCUCAGACGGCGGUUCAUGCCUCUCCGGCUUCGCUCUAUGUUGGCGACCUUCAUCCUGAUGUCACUGAUGGUCAGCUCUUUGAUUCUUUCUCUGGAUUCAAGAGCCUCGCCUCUGUUCGUAUCUGUAGAGAUUCCGCCACUGGACGCUCUCUCUCUUAUGGCUACGUCAAUUUCAUGUCUCCGCAAGACGCAACCAACGCGAUGGAGGCAAUGAAUCACAGAAUGCUCAAUGGAAGAGCGAUUCGAGUCAUGUGGUCACACCGCGAUCAUGGUGCAAGAAAAAGUGGAAUUGGAAACGUGUUUGUUAAGAACUUGAGCGAUUCAAUCAAUGGUUUAGGACUUCAAGAGCUAUUUAAGAAAUUUGGAAAUGUUCUGUCCAGCAAAGUAGUCACAUCCGAUGAUGGGAAGAGCAAAGGAUACGGCUUUGUUCAAUUUGAGUCUGAGGAUUCCGCAAAAACUGCCAUAGAGUCACUGAAUGGUUUUACCAUUGGGGAUAAGCAGAUAUAUGUCGGAAAGUUUAUCUGUAAGAGUGAACGAGUCUUGGCCAAUCCUGAUUUUAAAUACACCAAUUUGUAUGUGAAAAAUCUUGACUCAGAAAUCGGGGAAGAGCAUUUGCAGGAAAAGUUUUCUGAGUUUGGAAAAAUUUCCAGCAUGAUUAUUUCAAGGGAUGAGAAUGGAAUGUCAAGAGGUUUUGGUUUUAUAAACUUUGUGAACUCUGAUGAUGCGAAACAGGCAUUAGAAGCACUUAAUGGAUCGCAACUGGGUUCUAAGCGUAUCUACAUUGCACGGGCACAGAAGAAGACAGAGCGUGAGGAAGUAUUACGUCGACGUGACGAAGAGAAAUGUAAAGAGCAGGUCUUAAAAUAUAAGGGCUCAAAUGUGUAUGUGAAGAACAUUGAUGAUGGUGUUACUGAUGAAGAACUAAGGGUGCUUUUCAGUCCUUGUGGGACCAUCACUUCAUCAAAACUUAUGCGAGAUGACAAGGGAAUAAACAAAGGGUUUGGAUUUGUCUGCUUCUCUAAUCCUGACGAAGCUAAAAGAGCCGUGAACAGUUUGCAAGGAUAUAUGUUCCACGGGAAGCCACUCUAUUUGGCUAUAGCACAAAGAAAAGAGGAUAGACAAAUGCAACUGAGGCUUCAGUUUGCACAACGGAUGGCAGCGAUGCUAGGGCAGUCAACACUUUUUCCGGGUGGAUACCCAGCACCAGGUGUUGUCCCACAAGUACCAUCUCGUUCAGGAUUGACGUUUCAGCCUUUAGGAAUGAGCCCUGCGUGGAGACCUAAUGCUUUUACAUCUCCUGCAAGACCUGCUUUUCAACCUACACCUGUACCUCUUAUUCCGAAUGCUUCGAGGCAACCGAGGCAAAACAGAGGCAAAAUAAAUGGACCAAUGCUUUCUCAUCAAAAUGGUGUCCAAUCUGUCUUUUAUAUGCACAAUUCACAAGAUGCCCAUCAACCAGGAGUUACUGAUAAAUCAUCCGGCAAUCUGCAGGUAAGCUAUUCUAUCAGUCAUAAACCAUCCAAAAAUGUAGUUAUCAUAUGGUGUCGCCCAUGUGAAAGAAACAAAACUUCUGGAGUCUCAGCUGCUGCUUUUAAUUCUGCUGUCCUUUCUUCCUCUCCCCCAGACCAACAAAAACAGAUCCUUGGGGAGCAUCUCUACCCCCUUGUCCAAAAAUGCAAGCCGGCUGCGAAGAUUACUGGGAUGCUUCUGGAGAUGAACAACUCGGAAUUACUGCUUCUGUUAGAGUCACCUGAAUCUCUAGUUGCCAAGGUUGAAGAAGCAGUGCAGGUGCUUAAGAUCUCAAAGAGUAAGCUGUCCAACCAAGACUCGCUCGAUUUCAUACCGGCUGAGCUUGCAGUCAGCGCAGCUAAAAGGGAACCAAAACUGCUCCAACUUUAAUUCACUUUCUCAGUGAAUUCUUUACCGGAGAAUAAAAUUUUUGAAUUUUUGAUACCGAACAUCGGCUGGCUGGUGGCCGAUUGACUACUUGAAUGGAAGAGAGUUCUUUACAGAUUUGGUAGUAGUUUUUUUGCCAUUUUAUUUUGAGCAACAUUUUAAUCUUCCCUUGUUUAGAAAACUACUAACCUUUAGUAGUCCAUUAGUACCCUUUUCUUUUGCCAGGAUCAGAAUGGAUGCUUAUUUCGAAACUAGAUUUGUUGAAUGGUGUUUUUCUAAUUUUCAAGCCUAUGUUUCUGUUAUUUAAUGGUUUUUUUUAUUUAUUUAUA